Acinonyx jubatus (cheetah) is the source of this 11868-nucleotide messenger RNA. It is a transcript of the gene DENND4A, whose product is annotated as DENN domain containing 4A. Gene Ontology annotation, biological process: regulation of Rab protein signal transduction. Gene Ontology annotation, molecular function: protein binding. The record is from RefSeq and is a predicted model, not a curated record. The transcript has 33 exons. Gene Ontology annotation, cellular component: cytoplasmic vesicle; ESCRT I complex. Bases 398 to 6124 code for a protein of 1908 amino acids. Lineage: Eukaryota; Metazoa; Chordata; Mammalia; Carnivora; Felidae.
GCCCCUCCGUCACUGCCAAGAUGGCACCGGUCGCAGCGGCGGCGGCCGCGGCGGCUGGAGCCAGAGAAGGAGGCGGAGGCAGCAGCGGCUGCGAGGGGAGGGGGAGUCCCGUCUGACUGAGACGGCAGGCCUGGGCGGGCGGGGGUGCCGCGCAGGGCGGAGCGCCGGGCUGGGGAUGAGCUAAGCGGGUUCAGAGCGCCGCGGCAUCCAGCCCCUCGUGUCCCGCCGCCGUCGGGAGGGGACAGUGCACCACUCUCCAAGCUCGACCCGUUGCUCGCGCUGGAGCCAGCGGUGAGUCUUUCUCAAAUUCUGAGGCUUGCAGAAUUCACAAAUUGAGAUUUGGCAUCAUUUUCAGAGAAAGACCUUCAGUAAUGUAUGUAACCUUCUGUAAUGGAAGAUGAUUGAAGAUAAGGGGCCUCGUGUUGCUGACUACUUUGUUGUAGCUGGAUUAACUGAUGUUUCAAAGCCUCUGGAAGAAGAAAUUCACUUCAAUGAUGCCUGUCAUAAAGUAGCUAAACCAAAAGAACCUAUUACAGAUGUUGCAGUUAUUAUUAAAUCUCUUGGGGAGGAAGUGCCACGGGAUUAUAUCUGUAUUGAUGUUACUCCAACUGGAUUGUCAGCUGAUCUCAAUAAUGGAAGUCUUGUGGGGCCACAGAUUUACCUUUGCUACAGAAGAGGAAGAGAUAAGCCUCCACUUACAGAUCUGGGGGUUUUAUACGACUGGAAAGAAAGAUUGAAACAAGGGUGUGAAAUUAUUCAGAGUACUCCGUAUGGACGCCCUGCAAAUAUUAGUGGCAGUACCUCAUCACAAAAAAUUUAUAUCACUUACCGAAGAGCCUCUGAAAACAUGACUCAGAAUACGUUGGCUGUCACAGACAUAUGUAUUAUCGUACCCAGUAAAGGAGAAAGCCCACCACACACAUUUUGCAAAGUCGACAAGAAUCUCAAUAACAGUAUGUGGGGAUCAGCAGUGUACUUAUGUUAUAAAAAAUCAGUGGCAAAGACUAACACUAUAUCUUACAAAGCUGGUCUAAUUUGUAGAUAUCCUCAAGAAGAUUAUGAGUCUUUCUCACUCCCAGAAUCUGUUCCCCUAUUUUGUUUACCAAUGGGUGCAACUAUUGAAUGUUGGCCACCAAAUAGCAAAUACCCUCUCCCUGUUUUUUCUACAUUUGUGUUAACUGGAGCCUCAGCUGAAAAGGUCUAUGGUGCUGCUAUUCAGUUUUAUGAACCAUACUCUGAGGAAAAUCUCACAGAAAAACAGAGACUUCUCUUGGGUUUAGCAUCAUCAGCAGAUGGGAAAUCUGAUAGUUCCAAAACAAUUCACACUAAUAAAUGCAUCUGUCUUCUUUCUCACUGGCCUUUUUUUGACGCAUUCAGGAAGUUUCUGACUUUUCUGUAUCGUUAUUCUAUCUCUGGACCUCAUGUCCUUCCAAUUGAGAAGCAUAUUUCUCAUUUUAUGCAUAAAGUUCCUUUUCCAUCUCCUCAGAGGCCGCGGAUUUUAGUUCAGUUAUCACCACAUGAUAAUCUGAUUCUCAGUCAACCUGUUUCUUCACCCCUUCCACUAAGUGGUGGCAAGUUUUCAACACUACUUCAAAAUUUAGGCCCUGAAAAUGCUGUGACACUACUUGUGUUUGCAGUAACAGAACAUAAGAUUCUCAUCCAUUCCCUACGCCCUUCCGUGCUUACUAGUGUGACAGAAGCAUUAGUGUCUAUGAUUUUCCCUUUCCACUGGCCAUGCCCAUAUGUUCCUCUCUGCCCACUGGCUUUAGCAGAUGUCUUGAGUGCACCAUGUCCAUUCAUAGUAGGAAUUGAUUCAAGAUACUUUGAUCUCUAUGACCCUCCACCAGAUGUCAGUUGUGUUGACCUAGACACCAACACCAUUUCUCAAACUGGUGACAAGAAAAAUGUAGCCUGGAAGAUACUUCCAAAGAAACCAUGUAAAAAUCUGAUGAACACACUGAAUAAUUUGCACCAGCAGCUGGCAAAAUUGCAGCAGAGACCAAGAGACGAUGGACUAAUGGACUUAGCAAUGAAUGACUAUGAUUUUAAUUCUGGAAAGAGGUUGCACAUGAUAGAUUUGGAAAUCCAAGAGGCAUUUUUGUGUUUCAUGGCCUCUAUUUUAAAAGGCUAUAGAUCAUACUUAAGACCAAUAACACAAGCCCCAUCUGAGACAGCCACAGAUGCGUCCUCUCUUUUUGCCUUGCAAGCUUUCUUAAGAAGCCGGGACCGAUCACAUCAAAAAUUCUAUAACAUGAUGACCAAAACACAAAUGUUCAUUCGCUUCAUCGAGGAAUGUUCUUUUGUCAGUGAUAAAGAUGCAAGCCUGGCAUUUUUUGAUGACUGUGUAGAUAAAGUGGAUAUGGACAAGAGUGGUGAAAUGCGACUUAUAGAACUGGAUGAAUCUUUCAAAAGUGAACAUACUGUUUUUGUAACACCACCUGAGAUCCCCCAUCUACCCAAUGGUGAAGAACCCCCUUUACAGUACAGCUAUAAUGGAUUUCCAGUUCUUAGAAACAAUUUAUUUGAGAGACCUGAAGGAUUUCUACAAACACGAAAGAACAAAUUGCCUUCAAAGUCAAGUAGUCCUAGUAGCCCUUCUCCCAUGUUCAGAAGAACAAAACAGGAAAUUAAAUCAGCCCAUAAAAUUGCCAAGAAGUAUUCUUCCAUUCCCCAGAUGUGGUCUAGGUGUCUACUGCGUCACUGUUACGGACUAUGGUUUAUUUGUCUGCCAGCUUAUGUGAAAGUAUGUCAUUCAAAAGUCAGGGCCCUGAAAACAGCGUAUGAUGUGCUUAAAAAAAUGCAGUCAAAGAAGAUGGAUCCCCCUGAUGAGGUGUGCUACCGCAUUCUCAUGCAGCUCUGUGGACAGUAUGAUCAGCCCGUGCUUGCAGUUCGAGUGCUUUUCGAAAUGCAGAAAGCUGGUAUUGACCCCAAUGCCAUUACUUAUGGUUAUUAUAAUAAGGCUGUUCUGGAAAGUACUUGGCCCUCAAGAAGUCGUAGUGGCUAUUUUCUUUGGACAAAAGUAAGAAACGUUGUUUUAGGAGUAGCACAGUUCAAAAGAGCUUUAAAGAAACACGCACACUUAUCACAAACAACUCUCUCAGAUGGCAGUGACCUGGAUGCUAUUAGUCAUGGCAGCAUGGAUAGUGGUCAUGGGACACAAACUGUGGAGCAGGCACCUUUUAAUACGGGUUUAAUCAAAGUAUAUGCUACUGAUGAUAGAUCUAGUACAGGUGGCCAGUCUGAUCUUGGGUAUAAUUCAUUAUCUAAGGAUGAAGUUAGAAGAGGGGAUAUAUCUACUGAAGAAAUUCAAGAAGAAAAAGAUAAGAAAGGGAGUGAUUCUAGUUCCCUAUCAGAGAGCGAGAGUGCAAAAGGAAGUGCUGAUUGUCUUCCUGAGCUUAAUUAUCAAAGUUCUUCCAGUAUAGUUCGCCCCAGUGGCACCAGUGACAAUGGUGCUGAUAAAAUAUCAGAAGGCGGCUCUGAAAGCACAUCUGAGCUGCUCUUAAUGUCAUCCUUUGAGGGUCCAAAUGAAACAGGAAAGAGUCCAAGUAGAUGCUCCAGGAAAAGACAUAAAAGUGACAACGAAGCUGAUUUGCAGCAGCGACUCUCCUGGGGAAGCAGAGAGCGCAGUCUUAGCGGAGGAGUACUGGUGGGACUUGUGCUCAGUAGAGUCAACCAGGAAGCAAAUCCUGGAGACAUGGCCGAAAAACUAGGAGCUGACGCAAAAAUACUUUCAGAUGUGAUCUCAAAAAGCACAAGACCAACUAGUCUUGAUAUUGGAAAGCCACCUUUGAGAUCAAAAAGAGACAGUCUAGAAAAGGAAUCUAGUGAUGACGAUACACCUUUCGAUGGUUCCGAUUGUUUGGCAGAUAAAGUGGAUUCUCCCGUUAUUUUUGAUUUGGAGGACUUAGACAGCGAAACAGAUGGGUCAAAAGUGGGAUAUGUUGCUUCACAAAACCCCAAGAGGAUUCAGCGUCUCAGCAGCAGCUUUUCAGUAAAACCCUCUGAAAAAACGGAUGUCGCCACGGGAUUUGAUCCCCUCUCCCUUUUGGUUGCUGAGACUGAACAGCAGCAAAAAGGGGAGGAGGAGGAGGAUGACGAUGACAGCAAAAGCGUUUCAACACCAUCCGCUAGGCGUGAUUUGGCUGAAGAAAUUGUGAUGUAUAUGAAUAACAUGAGCAGUCCGUUGACGAGCCGCACGCCAAGCAUUGAUUUACAGCGGGCAUGUGAUGAUAAAUCAACUGGUAAGAAAAGUCCAACCCUGGUCAAGGCGUGCAGAAGAUCCAGCUUGCCUCCUCAUUCUCCUAGGCCGAUGAGACUUACCAAAUCUAAAAGUUACACGAAAACUGAGGAGAGACCAAGGGACAGACUCUGGUCUUCUCCGGCCUUCUCACCUACUUGCUCAUUUAGGGAAGACUCUCAAGAUGCAUUAACCCAUUCGUCACCUUCAUUUAAUUUAGAUACACUGCUAGUACCUAAACUAGACGUUCUGAGGAACAGUAUGUUUACUGCUGGGAAAGGAGUUGCAGAGAAAGCCAGCAAAUGGUAUUCAAGAUUCACCAUGUAUACCACCUCAUCUAAGGAUCAAAGUUCUGAUCGUACCAGUCUUUCUUCAGUGGGAGCCCAGGAUUCUGAAUCUACCUCUUUAACAGAUGAAGAUGUUUGCCAGGAGUUGGAAGGAGCCACUUCCUCCCAAGAGAGCAGUGCCACUUCAGGGACUAAGGGAAUUGAUUUCAGCAGAACAAGCCUGGAAAGUUCUGCCUCCUUAGAAGGAUCCCUGUCGAAGUUUGCCCUACCUGGGAAGUCAGAAGUGGCAUCUUCCUGCAACACAAGUAAUACAAAUAUCUUCCAGAACUAUGCAAUGGAGGUCCUUAUCUCAAGUUGCUCUCGGUGUAGAACUUGCGAUUGUCUUGUCCAUGAUGAGGAAAUCAUGGCUGGCUGGACAGCAGAUGAUUCAAAUCUCAAUACUACAUGCCCGUUUUGUGGCAAUCUUUUCUUGCCUUUUCUGAAUAUUGAAAUAAGAGAUUUAAGACGACCUGGAAGGUACUUUCUGAAGUCAAGCCCAUCUACAGAAAAUAUGCAUUUUCCAUCCUCCUUUUCAAGUCAGACAAGGCAGUCUUGUAUCUCAACAUCAGCCACUGGUCUUGACACAUCUGUUAUCUCUGUUCAAGGGAAUUUUGAUCUCAAUAGCAAAUCUAAACUGCUGGAAAAUACAUGUGCCCGAAGUAUUCAGAUCCCUGCUGAUAGAUCAAAAACAGCUGUGUCAAAAUGUCCACUAUUUCCAAUGGCCAGGAGUGUUAGUACUUAUGGCCCCUUGGAUAAGGAAGACCCUGGAGGGCAGAAACUCAUUUCUACAGGCAGCCUGCCAACUACUUUACAAGGAGCUACAGAUUCUUUAGGAUUAGAGUGGCAUCUCCCAAGUCCAGAUCCUAUCACUGUUCCCUAUCUUAGUCCUUUAGUGGUAUGGAAGGAACUCGAAAGCUUAUUGGAAAAUGAAGGUGAUCAUGCCAUAACAGUGGCAGACUUUGUGGACCAUCAUCCAAUUGUGUUUUGGAACCUGGUGUGGUAUUUUAGACGUCUUGACUUACCCAGUAAUUUACCUGGAUUGAUUCUUUCUUCUGAGCACUGUAACAAGUAUUCAAAGAUUCCUCGCCACUGUAUGUCUGAAGAUAGUAAAUAUGUUUUAAUACAGAUGUUAUGGGACAAUAUGAAAUUACAUCAGGAUCCGGGACAGCCCUUGUACAUCCUCUGGAAUGCCCACACCCAAAAGUAUCCAAUGGUCCAUUUAUUGCAAAAAGGUGAUAAUUCAUUUAACCAGGAACUAUUGAAAAAUAUGGUAAAAAGCAUUAAAAUGAAUGAUGUCUAUGGACCAAUGAGUCAGAUUUUAGAGACCCUGAAUAAAUGCCCUCAUUUUAAAAGACAGAGGAGUUUAUAUAGAGAAAUACUAUUUCUCUCGCUUGUGGCACUGGGAAGAGAAAACAUUGAUAUAGAUGCAUUUGAUAAAGAAUACAAGAUGGCAUACGAUCGCCUCACACCUAGUCAAGUCAAAAGUACACACAACUGUGAUCGACCACCAAGUACAGGGGUGAUGGAAUGUCGAAAAACCUUUGGAGAACCUUAUCUUUAAGAUAUGCACGUGCGUGUAUACUUUCAAUAUGUAUUGUAUAGUCAGUGUAUAAAAUAAUAUUUGGAGAUUCUAAACUCUUUCUCUUCGAUUUUUGAAAAUGCAUUUGUAAAUGGUUCAGAAAGCCCAGAUAGCUCAUGUACAGAAUGUUCUAAGAAGAGAAGAGUGACAAGUGAAGAGAGAGCCAUUUUGUUUCUCAUCUCUUUGUUUUUUUUUUUUUCUUUACUUCUCCUGUAACCAGUAAUUAAGUAUUUUUGUGACAAGGAAAUCCCUAGACAAAAUUACUUCUCAAAAUAAGACACCUGUUUUGUGGUUUCUCUUGGAAGAAACGUGUUGAAAAAAUCAUGUAUGGAACUUAACCAAAUGUAAGAUCAAAGUAUUUCCUGUUUUCAUAGACUAUUCAAAUGUUUUGACCAUGAAGUUGUAUUAUACAUAUUUUAAAUUGUUUAUAGUAAGUUGAUAUUUUUUUAAUUUUUAAACUUAAUAUAGCAAACAAAAUGAACUGAAACUUACAAAGCAAGCAAUUAAGUGCUUAUUUUCCUUGUCUGCUGCUAUUUGAAGUAAUUAGUACAGCUGCAGAUCCUUAUAUGUAUAGCUAUCUAUAUCUAUCUAUCUAUAUAUAUAUAUAUAUAUAUUUUAUUACUUGGGAGAAUGAUUCAAAACUGUCAGCGCUAGUGUCAGUGUUGUGCUAGGAUUGCAUGUUAGUACCGCUAAGCCUGACUGCAGUGAGUGGAUGAAAGCCAGGGUGCGCACUGCCCAGACUGACUCAUUGAGCCUUGUCGAAGGAGAGCCGGGGAGGUUCCAAGUCUGCUUCUGCAAAAUCAGGUUCAGUAUACCAUGACUGAAAAUGUUCUCUAUUGCUAACAGAUACAGACAGUACACAGGGAUAGCUUACAAAGCCAAAAAUCAAUUUAGAUUUUAAUAUUCUAUACGAACACUUGUGUUGGGAAAUAUGUCAGACAACUUAUUCCAGAUUUUACCCUUAUUUUAAUAUCUAAAAUGUGGCAUAUGAUGCAGAUUGUAUCAUAUUUAUCUGGAAUAUGACCUAUUGGAGUAUUCUGUUCAUAUUAUAUAUAUAUAUAUAUAAAUAAAUAUUCAAGAUAUUUUUUCAAAAAUAGAAAAAUAAUAACUCUCUAAAAGUACAGCCAGAUAGAAUUUCCCAUAUUGAGGAACUUGGCUUUUUCAAUAAGCCUUCAGAAUCUGAAGUUUAUGGAAUCUAAAAUCCAGAAAUAUCCAGAAAUCAGACAAUAAAUUGAACGUUUAAACACCAUGGGUAUUAGAAAGACUCUUAAAAAGUAUUUUUAGUCCCAUUAUUUCAAAUAUCGCUUUCUUUGGUAAUUUCUGAUAAAAAGUAUUCUUUGGCUAUUAGAGUUAUUUAUAGAUUUCCAGUAUGUGUGUGUGCGUGGUUGCACACAUUGUCAUGAAGGAAAGAAUUCUCUAGACAGUUUCAUAGGAGAAAAAUGUGGAUGGUUCCAAAUCUGGUGUGUAAGCCAGUAGAGCCCAGGACACUUGUCCUGGGGAUAUCUGAGACUUAGAAUCAGUUUAGCUGCGCAAAAACUACCUUGUGAGUUCACACCAUUAGUGAAUAGCAUCAAGCUGAAACAUUUCACAGCUUUCUACCCUGGGAAGUAAUAGGGAGAGUUUAAAAAAUGUGAAAUUUUAGUUCGAAUUAGUUUGGGACUGACCUUGCUUACUUGAAAAACCUGGUGCUAUGCACAUUUAUAUGCCUUUCCUUUGUAAAUACAACUCCAGUCUCCUUCACUCUUCUUAUCCGAGUUUCACAUCCUAAAGGAGUCUUUUGUUCCCUGCAUCGCUUGAUAAUUGUCAACCGAGAGAAACAUUUGAUAGGUGAGUCUUUUGGCAUUGGCAGCAAAUAUCCCUCCAAAUAGGGUUCUGGGGUUCUAUUCUGUUUUUGUGUCUGGGGUUUUGUUUCCCUUAUAAGAACAGCUUUCGCUGUUGUUUAACUUGUCUUUGACACAAACUAUAUGUAAGAAUUAUAGUUUAUUGAUUUUGAGUACCUAACCAGAAAAAAAUGAGGUAAAGCCCAUUCGUUAUGGUUCAAACUCACAUGGGGAAAGGUGAGUAUAGUUUUUAUCUCCUCCCAUACACACAGAGUUUUUGUUCUGUUUUUCAUUGGGUUUUAUUUCCUCUACUUUUAAUUCCCAGGGAAUAUUAUUUGUGCAAAUUUAGUCUUUAAAAAUAAAACCAAAAACAUGAGUAAAAAGUAGUAAACCCUGCUCAAAAGAAAAUUAAAAUCUAGAUCAUCCUUUAAAAUAACUCUAUACAAACUUCUCUUCAAUUUUCUCUCUGUUGAAGAUACAUUUUGAAGAAUCAUGGCCAACCAAUCUUGUUGGAGAGAAAUACACUUUUGCUACAUUAUCUGUCUCUUGUUUUCUUACUCUUAGUUUUGUUUAUAUGUUUAAUAGUUGAAAAUAAACCCUGCUGUGUCCUGGUAUGACUUGUUCCUACUUCCUCUCAUGGUGUUAAUGUCAUACAUUUGUAUUUUGUAUCUUAUUUCAGUAUUCCGCUUUCUCUUCCUACUGUCAGAUGGGGAAUUAUGCAGCCUGUUCAUAUUCUGAUUUUUGUCUUUUCUCCCCCUGAUUUUUUUUGGGGCGGGGGGACAGCGUGAGGUUGUGAUAAAUCCCUAAAACUACCAGCUUAUUUUGUUUUAAGGUUUUCUAAGAUGUUUAUUCAUUUUUGUAUAUAGAGAAAUGGCCCCUGAAAAUGUUGGUUCAGCAUUUUUAGUGAUAAAUACUUAUUUUAUUUUAUGCUGGUCAUUACCAUGAUGCUUAUUGAAACUAGCAGGUGUUAGCCUGCUGUAUAGAGAAGCUGUUACAGUGUAUUUCUAAAUACGUUUUAAGUAUAUGGUUAGAAAAUACCCGUUUGUAUGGUAAUGUGAGGUAGCCCAGUUUUAUUUUUAUUUUUCCCACUAGAACUUGAAAGCUGCUAUUAGGCACUUUAUUUCAGAGCAGAAAGGGAAAGAACAGGCUGCCUCUUUAAGAGGGCCCUUGGCCCCUUUGUGUGGUAGAGUUGGUGUGCUCCGUCUUUCCUGUUUGGAUACAAGACCAAGUUUUAUUUCAGAACUGAACCACUAGCAGUUGCAUACCAGUUUACCUUAAUAUUCUCAGGCUUAUUAUCUUCUUAUCCCUUCACACUAGCCUCUUCCUCUGGCCUCAAAGCAAGUGCAUUUGCUGGCUUAAUUAUUGUCGUUUACAAAAUGAGCAGUGCACAAAUUAGUAUAGGAGUUUGUCUCUCACUCAGGUGUGUGUGCAUGUGCUUAUCCUCUGAGAUGGUAGCAGACCCUCCUGAUGAAGUCUCUGCGGCCUUCCCACGGUUGCUGUCGUUUGCAUGGCUCCCUCCUUUUGUCUGUAAAGAUUUUUUUCAAACAUUGUGCUGUGAUAGAGCCACUGGAACAACUGACAGAAUUUUCUGUAAAUGAAAUUCUCCAGGCUUUGCCUGAUCAUCACAGUGAAGACCUAAAGCUUGCCUUUGGUUGCGAAGGCAACCAUGUUGUCUUAGGCCAGGGUGGCCUGCUUGGCUCCAGUACCCCCCACUCCCCACCCACACCGGGCAAAGACAGCCAUGAUCAUGAGCCCUCUCUGCACCUUCCACAGUGACCAGUCCCAAAACACAUCGCAGGUGGCACCUAUGGAGGGACCCUCCCACAAAAAAAGGAAUCAGAUCCCCAGGGUAUUCUUUGGCACGGAAGGCCAGCCAGUUCUUCAAAUGUAUCUACCAGGCUGUGCCCUACACACUAAAUUCCAGUUCCUGACCUCUUUGGUAUCAGUCUUUAAAGAAAUGAUCAUUAUGAUAUAGACAACGGUGUCCUAAAGGGCCAAGCCUAUAAUUUGAUGAAAACAUUUUCAGAUCUAUUGAUGAAAGUAACCAUUUAACCAUGUAUAGUAACCAUUUAAACAUAACACCAUUUUUCAAAAAUUUGGAAGGAAUCUUUUCUUAGUACUAUAUAGAAACUUAACCCAUUAAAUUAGGAACACCCUCACAUUUUUAGAAAUUUGACCCAAACCCAUUACCAGGGUCAUCAAGGAAAUGGAACCUCCAGAGGGAGGGAGCAGUCAUCUCUGCAGCCACUGUCUUCCAGCUGAGAUGCCCAGCUGGGACACUUCAGACUUCCUGGGAUGAAUGAGUGAUCCAGUAUGUGUCCCUUGUAACUCAGUAGAUCAUUUUGCCUACCAAAUGAGAGGGCCGUGUCACCAUUAUCUUGACAUUUUAAGAUGACUCUUUUUAUCCUACAACAGCAUAAUUCUAAUAAACUAUAGGCUUAUAAAUAUGACAAAAAUUUUAAUUUCCAAGCAUAACAAAUUGAUCUUAUAAAAGUUACAUAAGUUUUCCAUCUCCCUGAAAUCUCCUUUCUCCUGCCCACCCCAGUGACUUCUUACCCAUCCAUCAAGACCCAGCUUUCAUUUUACUUGACUCUUUCUGUCAUAGUGUGAAGUGAUCAGAUCAUCCCUUCUAAGCAAAGAGAAAUGCCAAAAAUCCAGCAAGCUAAUCAGAAAAAGAAUGUUAGAUCAUUAGAGUUGACUCUAAUCAUGAAAUGACUGUCCAACACAUUUUCAUGACAAAAUGUUCCACUGUCCAUCACUCCUUAUCAGUCAUUCUGGGGAAGGCAUCAGAUCCCACACUCCCAGGUGAUGCCCCUGAAGCUAGCUGGAAUUAGACACAGAUGCCCAGAGUUUGGGCAUUGGGGUCACCCUUCUGUAGGCAUUGUUCUCUCCUGUUCCUAGGCCAUGGCAUAUGGAGACUGGGCAAAUGCAGCAGCAACAGCAAUGAGGAUAAGUAAGAAAAUGGAAUGUGAACAUGAUUCCAUAUUCUUCUUCUUGAGCAUUCUGACCCAGUGACCUAAAGAUACAGAUGCACUCAUCCAUGUUGGUAAAAUAAAAUACCAUGGGGACUCACAAUUUAUUGAAAUUUAAUAAAAGUCAUUUCCAAAGAAUGUGAAUCCUGGGGUAGUGAGGCCAUUAAUUAAUCAGCCCAUCUUAAGAGAUGGAUUAUGGACUAAAGUAUUUUCAGUACAGCCCUUCAACACCAAAAUGUUUGAUUUUUUUUUUCCACAUCACAUCUGUCCUCUUAUAUUCCAGUCUGAAUCCUCUCACGUUUGUAAUUAAAGCCAUAUUUGCCAUCAUUAUCUAUAGUCACCUGAGCUCCUUUUGCUCUGAAACCAGGAACACGGAACUGCUUCAUUUCUAAUGGUCCCCUAACUGAGUGCUAGUAAAAGCAGCAAGCAGUGGUAUUUAACAUACAAGCACUUCGAAUUGCACAAGCACUGCUUCAAUAACCACACAAUUUUUAAAAACACAGAAGUCCUUUACACUAGCUAUUAGAAGUAGUAAUACUCUUUUUCUCACUGUGUUGUCAUUAUGUUAAGCAUUUUUGGAAUUUCUCCUUUGUAAUUGCCUUAAGAGCCACAUGUAAGCCACACGGGAAAUCAAUCUGGCUUUAUCAUCCAAUGUAGGUUGGCAUACAGAAGUAGCAUUGCCCCACAAGAUCUCUUACUUUAUAUAGCAGACUUGGCCCUACUGAUUUUGGACUCUUUUUAAAAUCACUCCCCUGGGGCGCCUGGGUGGCUCAGUUGGUUGAGCGUCCAACUUCGGCUCAGGUCACGAUCUCACAGUUUGUGGGUUCGAGCCCCGCUUCGGGCUCUGUGCUGAUGGCUCAGAGCCUGGAGCCUGCUUCGGAUUCUGUGUCUCCCUCUCUCUCUGCCCCUCCCCUGCUCGUGCUCUGUCUCUCUC